AUGAGCCUCUUCAAUCAAACAUUCAACCAACCAAGGACUUGUUUUGGCUUGUGCCAUGAUGCCCCUGCCUCAGGUAGACCAAACCUUCGAAUGAUACCAAACGAAGACGAAAAGAAAAAGGAGUUGGACAAUUUACUCUCCCAAGCCUUCAAUGAACUUACUUUUGAAGAAAGAGAAGAGCAUCAGGAACUUCUUCAUGGCGUAAAAGUCACGAAUACCGAAGAUGAAGCUCUCUUGCAUGGCGCACUGCAAGAACUAGAAAGACAUCUUACAAAUAUCAAGAGCGAUAGUGUUUAUGAAAUGGCCGAAAGCAUGGACCCUGUAUUUGUCAAUGCCAGAGCCUUUCGCGCCAUGUUUCUGAGGGCUAACGAUUACGAUGCCAAAGCUUCAUCAGAUCAGAUGUUGAGGUUCUUUGAGUCAAAGCAGCAGCUCUUCGGAAGUGACAAGCUUGUCAAGGACAUCACAAUCGAUGACUUCGAUGAGGAUGACAUGGCUCGCCUUAAAACAUCACUCGUUCAGCUUGCGGCUCGAGACAGAUCAGGAAGGCAAACUCUCUUUCAUUUUGGAGGACGUCGCUUGGGAGGUCUGAUAUCAUCGAAAAAGUCUAUAGAGAGCGUUUUGCGGGCUCAAUACUAUGUCACGAUGAAAGCCUUGCAAUCAGAAGAGACGCAACUUAGAGGAAUCGUCUCAAUAUGGUAUACCCUUGGAGAGUUAGAGUUGAAAAUGCAAAAAGGGUAUUUCGAACGUUUCACACUCGCAAGAGCUCUACCCCAGAAGGUAGUAGCCAUUCAUUUCUGUGUUAAGGAGUCGCAACAGCUGUCCCCUAUCACCUUUUUGGUUAAAGUAAUGCAAGCCAAAAUGAGGGCAAAAUUUAAAUUGCACUUUGGUUCUUUGACUGAGUGCCGAUAUCAGUUGUCCACAUAUGGUAUCUUGCCGGAAUCACUACCCCUUGAUCACAAUGGAAACAUCAAUCUAGACCAGCAUCUACACUGGGUCCAAUCCUGUGCCAUGAAAGAAAGCCUUGGUCGACCUACUACCGUCGUGGAGUCAGCAAAGGCCACACCGAAUGACAAUGACGUGCUCUUCACUGGUGGUAAGAUUAUCAACCAUGUAGGGAACCAGCGAUUUCGAGCCCUCGUUCGCGACUUUUCAGACGAUUAUGAUGCUGGCACUGACGAGAAGAAGAGACAGAUUGUUGGUGAAAUUGUUGUCAAGAUUCAAGAUGCUGGAGGUCGUUUUCUCAAACCGCAAGGCAAGGGAGCAGUCGCGAUUUGGGAGGAAGUGCCAUUUCACGAGACACGAAAGAAAACAAUGCAAACCUUUCGUAAUCGUCGUCGCCGUCAAGAUGCUUGCAAUAAGCGGAAAACCAACGAAUCUAGUGGUAUCUUGAUAACAGGUGCCCCCCUUCCCGUGGACGUGAUCUUUGGUAGGGCACAAAGAAAUCUGGGCAACGACUGGUUACAGCAUCUAAUUGUGGAGAACUUCGAAGAGUACGAAUCUUUGAAUCGUGGUGUGAAGAUGCGACUUGUGGAACGGAUAAUGAAAACUAUAAAGGAUCAAGGUGGUCGAUUCCUAGAGCAAGCACCCGAAAAAGGUAGAUGGGUUGAGCUGCCUAAUGACCAUGCAAGAGAUCGAAUAUCAAAGUACUUUCGAAACCAUCGAAGGCCAUCUAAGAAAGUAGUAAUGAGGUAG
Cylindrotheca closterium is the source of this 1692-nucleotide messenger RNA. The record is from the annotation of a GenBank genome assembly. NCBI's taxonomy places the organism in Eukaryota, Bacillariophyta, Bacillariophyceae, Bacillariales, Bacillariaceae.